Cryptococcus wingfieldii CBS 7118 is the source of this 372-nucleotide messenger RNA. Its product is annotated as thioredoxin. Gene Ontology annotation, molecular function: protein-disulfide reductase activity. NCBI's taxonomy places the organism in Eukaryota, Fungi, Basidiomycota, Tremellomycetes, Tremellales, Cryptococcaceae. The transcript is spliced from 2 exons. The coding region runs from base 1 to 372 and encodes 123 amino acids. The record is from RefSeq and is a predicted model, not a curated record.
AUGGUCAGCGCUAUCAACUCUCACGAAGAAUUCGUCAACCUCGUACGUCCCUCUCUCCCCUCUUGCACACUCGGCGCUCAUUCUUCCCACAAGACCAACGGCUCUGACGCCGUCGUCAUCGACUUCUGGGCGACUUGGUGUGGCCCCUGCAGAGUCAUCUCUCCAAUCUUCGAGUCGCUCGAGGCCCGAGGUCAUCAUCCCGGCGUCAAGUUCCACAAGGUCGACGUCGACGAGCAGCCUGAAAUUGCCGAAGAUGUCGGGAUCCGUGCCAUGCCCACCUUCAUCGCUUUCAAGGACGGCCAGAAGGUGGAUGAGCUUGUCGGUGCCGACCCCGAGCGUCUGAGUGUCAGUUCAGUUUCCGCUCUGCUCUGA